Cherax quadricarinatus is the source of this 2428-nucleotide messenger RNA. RefSeq names its product protein anon-73B1. Lineage: Eukaryota; Metazoa; Arthropoda; Malacostraca; Decapoda; Parastacidae. The record is from RefSeq and is a predicted model, not a curated record. Gene Ontology annotation, cellular component: membrane.
UAUGAAGGAGUGUUGAGAGCUGAUGUUUGUCAACAACAAGAUGGCGAUCGAUCCCUCCCUCACAGAAACUGAUAUUUUUGAUGAAGUAUUGAAAUAUGGCCUAUUCUUGGGUGCCAUAUUUCAACUAGUAUGUAUUGGAGCAGUGAUGUUUGUGCCUAGCAGGGAUGACAAGAGGGAUGGGGAUUCGAGUGAUGAUGAUGGUUCGGAACAUGGAUCUCCCCAUACCUCUCCACCUCACCGGGGCCACAGUCAACACCAUCGUCGGAAACAAGACAAGAAGAAGAGACGAUGAGAUGAGAGAUGAGAAGUUGGUGAACAUAGGAAUGAUAGUCUGAAUUUGGAUCAUGGAACACUUCUUCAAGAAUGGUUGUAGAUUAUUUGUGGAAGUGUUAUACUCUGCUAUACUAUAUAUGCCUGAUGCUGAAUUUAUUGUGAAUAUAACUUUUCUUCUCAUUGACAGUUUAAAAUUUUGUGCCAUAAUUUGAGUAAAUACAUGUAAUCAUUGUAAUAGCCGAUAUUUUUAUUUUGUUGAUUGAAUAUGACAUUCACAACUAUCAGUAUGCCAAAGGCCUCAGGAAAAUUAUAUAGUAAUUGAGUUUCUUGACUCAUUAUGCAACAGUACUGCUCUGCAUUUUUUGCAAGCACAGUUCAUUAUUACAUCUUAGACAUCUGUUUGUACUGUUUGUAUUGUUAUUCCAAUAAAUGCUGUAAUAAACUUGUCUUGUAAUUGAAGUUUUGAAGUUAGAUUAAAGCCAUUUUUUUUUAACCAUUACUGGAGGUAAGUUUCCUUCUAUCAAUAAAUUUACCUAGAGAACCCCAGCUUCACAUAUUUAAAGGAUUUCAUAAAAUUAAUUAAAUGUAAUGCACAGCUUAUAUAUUUGAAACUGUUAAUGUUACAUAUUUUGAAAAUAAAAUAAUUAUAAUUGAAUUUCAAAAUAUAAGCAUAGAAAGUAGCAUUCAGUGAAAAAAAAAAAAAGCAGUGAUAGGAGUUUCUACAUGGAAAAGUGUUGCAAUACUUGCAUUUUGGUGCAGCGAUCUUGUGGCAUUUGUUUUUCUACUUCAAAAUUAGUAUUUGUAAUUGAAAUUAAUGAAAUAUUCUGUUAUAAAAAUCUUAUAAUUUCUUGUAAAAAUAAUGUUUAUUCAUAUUAAUUGAAAAUUUGUAUUUCUAAUCUUUUUCUUUUAAAAUAUGUUAUAUACUGUAAUUCAUAUAGAAAUGCCUGAUAGUUAAUUAUUGUUCUUAGUAUAUUUACUAUAGUAAGCUUACUCAGUGUAUACAGUAAUUAUUGUUGUCAUUAAAGGUAGUAAUUUAGUCUUGUUAUCUUAAAUUCUAAUUUAUAUAUUAUGUAAGUUGAAAGUAAAUGUGCAUCUGUUCCAUUAAGGUAGACUUCAGUUUAAACUAAUUACCGAUUAAUCAUGCUCAUGUUUUAGCCUUAAUGUAGUUCAAAGUAUUAUUGUGAAUCUCUGCCUUCAUAGUAAGUAUUUAGGCAAUAUUUGCAUUAUGAAUUCUGCUUCCUUAAUAUUUCUCUAAUAAAGUUGCACUUCUACAUGGAAUGAUGUGUUCAUCUUCAUGUAAUUAGAUAAGACAACAGGUAUUCAUAUAUGCUAUGAAUAAGUGAAUAGCUUAAAUAUAAUACCCAGGCACUGUAUAACUCUCCUACAGGUUUAUUAUUAUUAUUAUUAUAAUCAAACCCAAGCACUGAACCCUCUUAUAGGUUUAGCACUUCCUCAUAAAUAUAAUACUGAUAAUAAUUAAAUAUUACACACUACUUAUAUUGUAAACUCCCACUCCUUAAAAGUGGAAAAAUGGGUAGUACUGACAAAUUGUGCAAUAAAAUGACCAUAUGCAUAAUCUCCAAAACUUAUCAUAAUUUUAUUACAUUAUUAUGAUCUGUUAUAUAGACAGAUCUUUAUGUGAAUGUUAUUUUGAUCUGUGAUAUGAUAUUCAUGUUAAUUACAUACUGUUUAUGCAUUUUAUUGAAGAUGUCAUGAAGUUCCAUCUAACAUGUGGUAUGUAUAUUUUGUGACCAGUUAUGAAUGUCAGAUUUCUAGUUAAAGGGUAGCAGUCGUGCUUAGUGCAAGUGUUUCCUUGCAGAUAUAAUUCAUUUAUUUGUUUUCGAUACUCUCCACAAAUCUUUAGGACAUUACAGGUUGAUUAGUUUGUAGAGGUUUCUUAUUUUUUAAUACUCUCUAUGAAUGUUUAAAACAUUCCAGGUUGAUUAUUUUAGUAAAGGCUUUCUCUUUAAGGUGAAAUUUUGCAUUUUUUUAAAAUAAAUAUACCAGAAUUAUAUUAUUUUUUUUUUUUAUCUUUCUGUAUAAUAAUAUUCGUGUACUGUAUACAUAAAUGUUUGUCUGCUUAUGAUAUGUAAUGUCAGUAAUAACAGAAAAACAAUAGGUUUGUAUGUCAGUAAGCAUUAAAUACAGUACAGAA